AUGUUGGAGCCAGUCCAGACCAAGUGGCAACACAUGGUCCUGAGUGUGAUCGGUGCAGCUCCAGUUGUUCCUGCAGAAAACAAUGUUCACACCCAUUCAAUGAACCAACAUUCAUAUGAAUCAACACUGAGAAAUAUUCUCUAAACAUUUUCACCACAGGCCAAGAUCUACUUCUCUUUUCCUGGAGAGCUGCUGAUGAGGAUGUUGAAGAUGCUUAUUCUUCCUCUCAUCACGUCCAGUUUAAUGUCGGGUCUGUCGUCGAUGGAGUCGAAGGCGUGCUGUCGGAUGGGCGUGCUCACCGUCACCUACUACCUGUGGACCACCUUCAUCGCCGUGGUGGUCGGCAUCAUGCUCGUCAUCAUCAUCAAACCCGGCGUGGGGACGGAGAUGGAGAGCAACAGGCUGGGAGGGGGACCCGUCAUGACCUCGGCCGACGCCCUGCUCGACCUCAUCAGAAACAUGGUUCCAUCGAACCUGAUUGAAGCAACAUUUCAGCAGUACAAAACAGAUCUGAUUCCCAUCCUCAAAGUUCCGACCAGAACCGUUCAGCCCAACUUCGUCUACCUCGUCCCCGAUGAGAACGACCCUAAAGGUCGGACGGUGUACCUGGAGCUGACUCCGCCCCCAGAGAUCAUGUACAAGACAAGUCCCGGCAGCAGUCAACAAAUGAACGUCCUUGGCAUCGUCAUCUUCUCGGCAACCAUGGGUCUGUUGCUGGGCAGGAUGGGAGAACGAGGGGCUCCGCUGGUCAACGUCUGUCAGUGCAUCAACGAGUGCGUCAUGAAAAUCAUCAAUGCUGCUGUUUGGUACUUUCCUUUUGGGAUCAUCUUCCUGGUGGCCGGGAAGAUCCUGGACAUGCAGGACCCGAGCACCCUGGGGAAGAAGCUGGGCUGGUACGGCAUCACCGUCCUUGCCGGCCUCUUCGUCCAUGGACUCAUCCUGCUCCCUCUCUUCUACUUCCUCCUCACCAGGAAGAACCCCUUCACCUACAUUCGUGGGCUGCUGCAGGCCCUGGUGAUCGCCCUGGCCACCUCCUCCAGCUCUGCCACGCUGCCCAUCACCAUGAAGUGUUUGUUGGAGAACUGCCAAGUUGACAGACAGAUCGCUCGCUUCGUCCUUCCUGUUGGAGCCACCAUCAACAUGGACGGCACAGCGCUGUACGAGGCGGUGGCUGCCAUCUUUAUCGCUCAGGUUAACGACUACGAGCUGGACUUCGGUCAGCUGGUCACCAUCAGCAUCACAGCUACAGCCGCUAGCAUCGGUGCAGCAGGGAUUCCCCAGGCUGGGCUGGUUACCAUGGUGAUCGUACUGACAUCUGUGGGGUUACCUCCAGACGACAUCACACUCAUCGUGGCCAUUGAUUGGAUCCUGGACAGAUUCCGGACCAUGAUCAACGUCCUUGGCGACGCCCUAGCUGCAGGAAUCAUCGCCCACCUCUGUCGGAAAGAUUUCCCUCUGAGUGAAACUGGAAAGCCUGUGCCGUCCUACGGAACACAGACUCCUCACAACUCCCACAGCAUCAACGUGCCGAUGACGGAGAUCCACACACACAAAGACUGUAUGUUCGAGACAAUGGGUGACUCAGCAGGUGAGAGACACGCCCACACCGUCUACUACAACAUCUGUCAGGUUUGAUGGGAACAGACGGCGCCUCGUCACACGUCAGCGUCCAGGAGAGUCUGGACGAGUCCGGUCGAGUCUCAGUGCCAAGUUAACAGGAGCUUUAAGAAGUGAGGGAUUCUGGAAACGGAGCAAGACGCUCCUUCUUAGCGUGAUGGAGACAGUUCAGGACGGGACCUGUGGUUGGACUGGAGCUUCAGUUGUUUCCUGCUCACUGAGGAAAGAGAGUGUGAGGGGUCAAAGGGCAAACAGACCAUGACAUCGCCCUCAACCCUGACGAGCUAACUUUGAGAUAGUAUGACAGCGUCUCUGGUUGAUGUCGAAGCGAUGAACAGAUGAACACGAGCCUGAUCUGCACUGGAGGAUUAUGGGAACACAACAAGCCUCCCUGAGCACCUGUAGGUUCCUCAUCUGGUCCGACAGCUCCACCUAGAAGACAGAGUCACCUCAUGGUCCCUGUCCUUUCGGUUCUCUCAGGUGGAGUCGGUGUCAUUAUCUCUACCUCUUGGUGCCAGAACUCCACCGGAGGGUUUUCACUGUAUUUGUGGCCCAAGUUUUAGUUCAGUCCCAGAUACAAUUUUGGCCCCAAGACCUGAUGGACCAGCGCUCGUUGGACUCAGUUCUGAACUAGAACGUUCAGCAAAGGGCCGAUGAUCUGAAGACAGUAGAGACCACUGAAGAAACCACAUUGAUCAAAUGUUCAAUUUCUUGUUUCACCCAAAUAAGCUAAAAAUUUGGAUCCACGAACAAACAAGAUCCGUCAGCUGGUGUUUUGUCUGGAAUCGACCAACAGGAUGAACUCCUUCGUGUAGCCGUUUGUUCUCUUAUCUUAUGUUCAUAACUCAGGUGCUAACACUCAUUUGGUUUGGACUGUGAUUGGUCGGUGCUCACUGCUUCAGACUCUGAAGGGUUAAAGGGUAAUCCGCCCAAUCAGACAGCUGAAUGAAUCAAGUGCUCUUCAUCUCGCAGACUCCUCCUCCUCCUCCUGGUUGGUAUUUGUCCGCAUGCUGGCAUGCAUUCUAACUGACUUCAUUGAAGUCGACGUGCUUUACUUUCUUCUUGUUUUGAUUGAAUGUUUCAUCGUGAACUAAGUGCUGUAGGGAUUAUGGGAAUUUACCACAGUCAGUAGCAGCAAACAUGAACAGAUGCUAGUUUGAGUUGCGGCUCAUCUCUCGAGACAAAUCGCUUCAAUAAUGUUCAUUGAUGAACAGAGGAAACUCGAACCCUGUUUCCAAACUGCAUCAAGUCCCAGUGGCUCAUUUAAAUCGAAUUCAAAUCAAAUUUUAUUUGUAUAGCCCAAAUUCACAAAACACAUUUUGCCUCAGAGGGCUUUACAAUCGGUACAGGCAGAGACACCCUCUGUCCUGAGACCCUCGGUUCGAGUGAGGACCAGUUUAAAGGUGGUGAAUAUAACUGCAGUUAUUUCAUUGGAUUCUUUUAAUUUUUGGUUGUAUUUAAUUUGAGAGAUCCCACAAUUCUAUGACAAAAAAUUAUUUAAAUAAUAAUAAUCAAAAACAAUUUGUAGUCACUUAAAUAGAUCAAAUAUUUGUAUGUUUUUGUGAAGUGCUCCUUGACCUGAUUUCACUGUUGUAGUCGUGUUGUUUCAGUAGAAUUCAACGUGAAAACGUAGAUCUGCCUUAACGUUGACCCUCAUUUUAAACCUCAAUGUUCAUCUGCCAACGCAAACCGUCAGCCCGACAACCUGCAGCAUUUUCAACCGUUUCCUCAAACUUCAUCGUGUUUACACAUGAUGUUUUUAAUUAAGAAAUAUGUUUGUGU
Paralichthys olivaceus (Japanese flounder) is the source of this 3399-nucleotide messenger RNA. The record is from RefSeq and is a predicted model, not a curated record. Lineage: Eukaryota; Metazoa; Chordata; Actinopteri; Pleuronectiformes; Paralichthyidae.